AUGGCGGCCAAUUUCCUCACUCCUGUCUUUAUAGCUUUUCUUGCAAUUUUAUUCAACCAAAAGUUGCACUAUUCACCAAAUUUGACUUCAGGGAUAAAUGGAUUUGGUCUGAACUGCAUCCUGGCGAACAGUGAGUCGAUAUUAACUGGUCUUGAAGCCUUUUACAGCCACAAUAUACGAGCAAAUAAGAUGAACGUCGGCCGAAGCUCAAGUGAACACAAACAUCUCUUGCUUUGCUUACUUCUCUUAGGUGGCGAUAUUCAAUUAAACCCGGGUCCCAAGUUGAAAUUUCCAUGUGGCUCUUGCAACAAACCAGUUAAAAGCAACCAAAAGGGUAUUCAGUGUGACAAUUGUAACUUAUGGUAUCACACAAGAUGCUGUUCCAUCAAUGAUGAUUUAUACUAUACCCUCACAGCUUCGUCUUGUACGUGGUUAUGUGUGUCUUGUGGCUUUCCAAGUUUCUCAAGCUCACUAUUUGAAUCAUCCUCCAUCGAGCUACAAAAUUCAUUUUCUUCAUUAGACUCAUUGCAUCAAGAUACACAGAAUAUUAGUAGCUCUACUAUUAGAUCACCUGAAACUAGCCCGCUCGACUCCAGCUCAAGAAAUUCAAGUAAUACAAGAAAGCAGUCAAAGGAAAAACUAACUGGCAUGAUUCUUAAUUGUAACGGUCUUAAGGGAACUGAUCAUAUUACUAAAUUCCAAGCUCUCAUAAACUUACAUGAUCCUGACUUUAUCCUUGGAACUGAAUCGAAGCUGUGCCAUGAUAUUUCAACUUACUCCAUCUUCUCUCAGAACUAUUCAGUUUUUCGAAGGGACAGAAAUAAAUUUGAAGGCGGUGUCUUUCAAGCCAUAAAAUCAGAUCUAGUUUGUACCGAAGAGCCAGAUUUUGAAGUUGAUAACUGUGAAAUCAUUUGGACCUCCCUCAAGCUAGCAAACCGUAAAUCAAUAUAUAUGUCAUCUUAUUAUAGGCCACCAAACCAACCUUCUGAUGCUAUCGAUAAUCUGAAUGAAUCUAUAAGACGAGUCUUCAACAAAGUUAAAAAUUUCCCAAACAUCAUAAUUGGAGGAGAUUUUAAUCUUGGAGACAUUGAAUGGAACUCAAGUGCCCCAACUCCAACAAAUCCAGCUACAGCUUCCUUACAUCAAAAGUUCCUUCAAACCAUUGAUGAUUUUUCUCUCUCGCAACAUGUCAAAACUACCACAAGACCAUCAUCUGGUAAGACUUUGGACCUGUUAUUAACUACCUACCCGAAUGUUAUUGUUAAUACCUCUACUGCUUCUGGCUUAAGUGAUCAUCUUGCUGUCAUCUUUGAGGUUAACUUAAAGCCUUCUAGAUCACUAAAACCUCCUCACAAGGUUUAUCAAUACAAGAAAGCCAACUUUCCUGAUCUGUGUAAAUUUAUGUCAGACUCAUCAACUACAUUCUUCUCGACAAAUCCAGAAAAGAGAACAGUUGAAGAAAACUGGGUCCUGUUUAAAACCUCAUUGUCUACUGGGAUAUCUCAGUUUAUUCCACAAAAAUCUUCACGCCCAAAAUAUAAAUUACCAUGGAUUAAUACCAACAUCAAAAGAGAAAUGCGCAAGAAAGAUCGUAUGCAUAAAAAAGCCAUUAAGUCCAAAAAUCAACAACACUGGGAGGCUUUCAAGCGUCAGCGUAAUCUGGUUUCAAAGCUCAUCAAAGACUCCCAUAAUGAUUAUCUUAAUAACAUCAUAGGCAAUAGCUUAAAAGAUAAUCCCAAAAAGUUUUGGUCUUAUUAUUUACACAAGAACAACUACCAACACCUGUUCUUGGAAAUUCACCAUAUUCAUCAAUUCCAGAUCUUCACAUUUCUGCUGAAGGAGUCUGUAAGCAAUUAUCUGAAUUAA
Molecule: messenger RNA, 1866 nt
Organism: Nematostella vectensis (starlet sea anemone)
Lineage: Eukaryota; Metazoa; Cnidaria; Anthozoa; Actiniaria; Edwardsiidae
Exons: 2
Coding region: 1-1866 (621 amino acids)
Molecular function (GO): catalytic activity
Source: RefSeq, a predicted model, not a curated record